GAGAGACCGCGGUGUGGUUAAUUGAUCAAGCUAGCUAGAGACAAUCAGAAGAUCGAUAUGGUGAGGGCACCACGUAUCGAUCAAUUCGGAAUGAAGAAAGGUGCCUGGAGUGAAGAUGAAGACAACAAGUUAAGAAGCUUUAUUGCGAAAUACGGGCACAAGAACUGGUGCGAGCUUCCCAAGCUUGCUGGUUUGUCUAGGUGCGGGAGGAGUUGUAGGUUACGAUGGAUGAAUUAUCUACGCCCGAAUAUCAAACAUGGAAAUUUCACAAAACAAGAAGAAGAUGUCAUAAUUGGUUUACACAACAAGUUUGGCAACAAAUGGUCAUUGAUGGCUGCAAGAUUGCCAGGAAGAAGCGAUAACGAAAUAAAAAAUCAUUGGCACACGCAUUUGAAAAAUCAGCCAGCUGUCCGAAAUGAUGAAAUUAGUACUGCAUUUCCAAUUGAAGAAGAAGUUGGAAAACCUGAUGAUGAACCUAUAAAUAGUAAUAAGACGACUACUGAAGGAUGUUCAAUGAAGAUCAUAUCUAACUUAAACAUCCAAGUAGACGAAGUUGGAAUAUUACUAGCAGUAUUAUCAUCAUCAUCUGACCAUGAAUCACCAUCCUCUUCUUUAACAAGUAAAUCGUCGUCGUCAUCAUGUUUAUCAAAUGGUUCAGAUUACGUUGUUUCGAGUCAUCAUCAUGCUACACCACAUGAUCAGUUUCCUGAUGAACCAGCCGGAUCCUUUUGGACUGAGCCAUUUUUGCUAGAUAGCGAGAGCAUUAUCGUGUCAUCAAUUAGUGAUUAUACUGAUAUGUUCUCAUCAUCACCUUUAGGCUCGAUGACCAACAAUUUCAUACCCCAGCAGGUUUCUAUCCAGGAUAGCAUCAUGGCCGAUGGUAGUGAUGUUCUUUCCUGGUCCUCAACCAUGGAUUCGUAUUUCUAA
This is a messenger RNA of Erigeron canadensis, 927 nucleotides long. RefSeq names its product transcription factor WER-like. Lineage: Eukaryota; Viridiplantae; Streptophyta; Magnoliopsida; Asterales; Asteraceae. The transcript is spliced from 3 exons. The record is from RefSeq and is a predicted model, not a curated record. Bases 58 to 927 code for a protein of 289 amino acids.